This is a messenger RNA of Nicrophorus vespilloides, 1850 nucleotides long. It is a transcript of the gene tipE, whose product is annotated as protein tipE. Gene Ontology annotation, biological process: regulation of sodium ion transport. Gene Ontology annotation, molecular function: sodium channel regulator activity. Lineage: Eukaryota; Metazoa; Arthropoda; Insecta; Coleoptera; Silphidae. The transcript is spliced from 2 exons. The coding region runs from base 611 to 1618 and encodes 335 amino acids. The record is from RefSeq and is a predicted model, not a curated record.
AAUCCGAGCGACGGUUGCGGCGGCUCUCGCGGAGCUAUAGAGCGUCACAUGGGGCUCCUGUGGAGACCGCCGUUCGUGUCAUCUGGCGGGGGCCGGCGCCGAAAUCGAUAUCCUAAGCGCGGACUGCAGUGUCCUGGAUACCGCCACCGUGCAUGUGACGGCGAACCUCGUUCGCUGGGGGUUGUAGUUCUGUCGCUGUAGUCGAACACUUUCCAACAAGAAACUGCAAAUAAAAGUACUAGGCGACGACGACGGCGGCGCCGGCAGGUCGCCGCGGCUGUGAGGAUCGAUCAAUUGGAUCGGAUCGGUCGGGCCGGACGCAUGGAAUGAUCUGAGUGAGCGGUAGCAGGAGCGGCGGAUCCAGCAGCAGUAGCUGUGAUGUUCCGGCUCUCUGGUAGUCAGUUCUAGUGCUGGAGUACUACUGAAACUGCUGGUACUGAGUACUAGAUUGAUAGUCGGCGGAGACUGGGCGAGACUGUUUCGUGUGUGCAUGCGGUAGGAGAGCGAUCGAAGGGGGGCUGUUCCUUGGCUGCCUGCCCUAAAUGUGAGUCGUGACGGCGUGUGAAGUGUCCGUUCUGCGGCCGCAGAUGGUGGGGUCCGGAGCUUUACCAUGGAAGAGGAGAAAGAGGAGCAGACCCUCAAGCAGAAGGUGCUUUUUUACAUCACCGCGUUCUUCGUGCUGCUCGGUACGUUCAGCCUGUUUUCGUUCCUGUUCCUUGUGCCUUUUGUCAUCGAUCCCGCGUUCACUACAAUUUUCAUGGAGUUCGACGAGCAUCCAGCCUUCUGUGUGACGAAGGACGCCGAGAGGCGCCUAGGAGUUUCAAACUGCUCAUGGUCCUCGUGCCGCGAGGGUUGCACCAAAGACAUUUACGACUGUACACAAAUUCGUGUCAACUAUAAGUUGUUACAUGACAACCUAUCCUCCUCCCUAUCGAUGACCGACUCCGACACCGACCUGGAGGCUCCUCUAGUGCGACAAGGACGGGCCGUCAGCGAUGACUACGAUUACUAUGUGUCCGAAGUGGAGCCCACAGGGCUCAUGGGCAAUGACUCAGAAUGGUACUAUAUGGGCGCCAAAUUGUUCCCAAAUGUUAAAGGCUGCGGCUAUCCUCCCAUGCUCAAUUGCUCGGUUUGGCUGAAGAGGUACAAAGAAAUAGGUACGAACUUUAGUUGCUACUAUAGUCGCGUCGAUCCGGGACUCGUAAUCAGCCACCUGGACAUGUGGCAAGUGUACAUGAAUUUGGUCUACGCCAUGGCAAUACCAAUACCUUCUUUCAUACUGUCCGUAAUUUACUUAACUUUUGCAUACUUUAAAAUCUACAAUGACGAUGAAGAAACGGCGCCGCUUGAGAAGAAUGCUGAGGCUAUGGAUAUGGAAGGCGAUAGCGUCCCUGAUGAGACACCUCUACAACCCACUAGCAGUGGAAUUACACCUGCAAGCGAGGCAUUCCGUGAGGACUUAGCCAGCUUCGGGCACCAUUUCAAGGUUGCUAUGGCUGAUGAGAUGAGCAGAGAAAGCUUCGCCGAUGGGGUUGCCAAUUCGAUGUCGAUUCCUGGCAACCUGACCACAAUGACAACCAGCAUCUCUAUGACCGGAGGACCCAUCGCUGACAUCUAAUGGAUAGGCACCACUGUAUACAACCAGCUCAGGCUUGUGUGUUUUUCAUACUUCUUUUUUGAUAAUGCUUAGAAUAACAUUAGAAACGAUUUUUAAAUGGUUCUUUACCUACGGUCAGCUCAUUGUAACGGAGAAAAGAAACGGAAAAGAUAAAAAGCGACAUAUAUAAAAUUCUUAUCUCAAACACUUGUAGCAAUUGUUUGUUUAUAAAAUAUAAAAAUAAGGGAAACAC